Messenger RNA from Blepharisma stoltei, 1834 nucleotides. NCBI's taxonomy places the organism in Eukaryota, Ciliophora, Heterotrichea, Heterotrichida, Blepharismidae. The record is from the annotation of a GenBank genome assembly.
AUGUCCCUCGAUGCUUUUGAGCUACUUAAUAAACUUGGAGAUGGAGCGUUUUCAAGUGUCUUCAAGGUGAGAAGGAAAUCAGACGGUGAAAUAUAUGCAAUCAAAAAAGUAAAACUUGGGACUUUGAAACCUAGAGAAAAAGAAAAUGCGCUGAACGAAGUCCGCAUCAUGGCUUCUUAUAACCAUCCCAAUAUAACUGCUUUUAAAGAAGCCUUCAUCGAUCAAGCUUCCAAUACACUUUGUAUCGUUAUGGAAUUAUGCGAGGGAGGGGACAUCCUCAAGAAAAUAAACACCCAUAAGCAGAAUGGUACUCACUUCAGGGAAUCUGAAAUCUGGGACGUCCUAGUCCAAGUCAUCAGAGGCUUAAAAGCCCUUCAUGAUGCCAACAUAUUGCAUAGAGAUUUGAAAUGUGCCAAUAUUUUCCUUACCAAUACUGGGGUAGUUAAAUUAGGUGAUCUUAAUAUUUCAAAAGUACUGAAAAGGGGCAUGGCCCAAACUCAAACAGGGACUCCUUAUUAUGCAAGCCCAGAAAUCUGAAAAGACCAGCCUUAUAACUCCAGCUCUGAUAUUUGGUCGGUAGGCUGUGUUAUUUAUGAAAUGGCUGCUUUGAAUCCUCCAUUCAUGGCUAACGAUAUGCAAGGACUUUAUAACAAAGUCAUCAAAGGACUAUACCCGAACAUACCUUCAACUUAUUCACAAGACCUGGCUAAUAUAAUCAGGUCAAUGCUUCAGGUAAACCCAUCUGUCAGACCAUCCUGUGCAACGAUUUUAGAAAUGCCUCCUGUGCUGAGACAUAUAAAUCCAGGCAGGAUCUCUCAAGAGGAAGAAAAAAAUCAGCUGCUAAAUACCAUAAAAUUUGACCCAAAUGCACAAAUUUUGAAUAAGAAAUUACCUGACUCCCCCCCCUCCUCCGUGAGUGAACAAAACCAUUAGAAAAAUCGCUAUUUUUUGCCCAAAAACACACCUCCGUAAGUGAACAAAAUUUUUUAUCGAAAAAAUUUUUGAUAUAUAAAUGAUAGUUAGUAUAAUGAAAUCUAGAGCUAAUUCUGUUUAAUUUUAAAAAGAAUUGCGUUUUUAAAACAUAAAUUUUAUAAAUUAAAUUAAUAUUUGCUUUCCAAUUUUUGCGAAUUAGGAUUUUUUAAAAUUUCGAAAAAAAAUAUUUUUAUAAAAUUUAUAUAUAAUUUUUUUUUUAAAAAAAAAAAUUAACCCCCCUCCGUGAGUGAACAAAAAUUUUUUUGUUCACUCACGGAUGGGGGGGAGUGAGGCAAAUUAUGAGAAAAAAGAAAGGGUGGGGAGUGCUGGACCUUCAAAAAAGAUGCUGGAUCAGAGAGGAAGGGUUUCGAGUGCAAAAGGAGAGAGACCGGCUAUUAAUGAACUGCAGAUGAUGCAAGAAAUGCUGAUAAACCCGCGGCCAAAUAUAAACAACAGAGAUGCACUUGAUAAUCGGCAGAUAAGGCCAAUGCCAAGACAAGAACCUGACUAUCGAGGCCCUAAAAUUGCUCCAAGACCUGAAGUGAAAGAAAUUUACGAUCCAAGGUAUCAGCGGCCUAAUCAGCACCCGUUAGCCCCUCCAGAGCCACAUCCAAUGUAUCGAAUCCCUUCAAAACAGUCUCCAAGCCAAUACAACCAAAGACGGCCCGUUGACCCAUUUUUGCAGCCCCAGCCUGACCUCCAGCCCCAAAGAGUAGGUGCCUUUGUACUCGACAGUCCGUCACACAGACAAGAACAAAUUCCAGAUUACAGAAACCAAAUAAGACAGUACGAUAAAGUGCCUUCUAACGACAGAAGAUAUAAUCCAAUGCCAAGAUAUGACGCUGGAAGGCCUGGAUAUUAA